AUGGGGUUUCUUCAACAUGUUGAAAUACUUGAGUGGAAGUGGGAAGGCAUCGCUAUGGAUUUUGUCACAGGAUUACCACAAAACCAAAAGGGUUAUCACUCAGUGUGGGUGAUUAUAGACCGGUUGACCAAAUCUGCACAUAUUUUGCAUGUGAAGACUACGUAUACAGCAUCUCAAUAUGCUAAACUUUAUUUGGAUGAAAUUGUCUCUUUGCAUAGUGUACUGAUGUCUAUUAUUUCUAACCGUGGGGCUCAAUUUAUUGCUCAACUUUGGAAGUCGUUCCAAACUUCAUUAGGAACUCAAUCUAAGUUUAGCACAACUUUUCAUCCUCAAACAGAUGGAGUUUUGGGGUAUGGUAAAAAGGGAAAACUAAUUCCAAGGUUCAUUAAACCAUUUGAAGUUUUAGAGAGAGUCGGACCGGUAGCGUACUGUUUGGCACUUCCACCGGAUCUCUCGGGAGUUCAUCUGGUCUUUCAUAUUUCGAUGCUUCGGAAGUAUCUUCAUGACCCUUCUCACGUGCUUAAUCAUGAAGACGUGCAGUUAGAUGAAAGUCUAUCAUACAUUGGGUAUCUGGUAGCUAGAUUAGAUCGCCAAGUGAGACAUUUACGCUCAAAAGAUGUUGUUUCAGUAAUAGUUCUUUUUGGUGUGGUCCAUUCGGUGAAGAAACUACGUGGAAACCCGAAUAAGUCAUUCGUGCAAAGUACCCACACUUAUGUUGAAACUCAAGGUGAAUAG
Molecule: messenger RNA, 735 nt
Organism: Cicer arietinum (chickpea)
Lineage: Eukaryota; Viridiplantae; Streptophyta; Magnoliopsida; Fabales; Fabaceae
Biological process (GO): DNA integration
Molecular function (GO): nucleic acid binding
Source: RefSeq, a predicted model, not a curated record